Porites evermanni is the source of this 1412-nucleotide messenger RNA. NCBI's taxonomy places the organism in Eukaryota, Metazoa, Cnidaria, Anthozoa, Scleractinia, Poritidae. The record is from the annotation of a GenBank genome assembly.
GAAGUUUCUAGCGAUGAAGGACUGGACAAACGUGAUAUAAACGUGUGUCGUUCACACGUCAAGAUAACGCGGUACAAUUCACAUGGACACAAUUCGCAGGUAAAAUGUCUUAAAACUGACACUAUAGUAUUCUUGUUUUCCCUUCGUAGAAACAAAGUGCUUUUCCUUAAAAUCAAACCGAAAAAAAAGACCGUUCGUACUUUGUAGCAGAAAUUGACACUAAAAAUACAUGAUCAGUUUAAAGCCGAAUGAGGUUGUAAAUCCCAGGAUAGGAAACUUAUUAGCAACACAAGCUUUCGAUUCCAUCAUGGAAUCUUUAUCAAGUGAUGGAGUUGGACGUUUUGUCACGUGAUUUAUACAGUGACAAGUCGUUACGGUCGAUCGCGAGGAGCUCCUAACCAGUGUCCCUGUUCAAUGCUGGAGCGCGACAAUAUAUUUCGAUGGCCUCCCUGAGUCUUCUCUUAAAAAAUGUCGUCUUCUCUCGCAAGGAUCUUCAUGACAGGAUUAAGUAACCUUUCUUUGCUAAAAUGACCAGAUCACAAGACAACUGAUCUGUUUUCUGCAGAAAAUUCAGUAUUUGGCAUAUCUUGCUUUAAAAAGUCUCAUUCAUUCUCUGCCACUAAGGUGUUGUUUGUUCUAACAAAACCAUAAAGGGACAAAAGGAACCAAAGAAGCCAAUUAGAUUCCGUCCAAACUCCUGCGUUGAUUAUCUGCGCCGUGGGAUCUCCCAAAGUGGCAGAUACAAACUUUACGACCAGACUGGAAAAACUUACGCAGCUUACUGUGACAUGAAGUCCGAGUUAGACACUGCAUGGACUAUGGUGAUGUCAUGGACUCCCGUAAAUCGAAGGCUCUCGGCAUUUUUCAAAAUUCCCUUUAAGUACAAUUCCCCACAAAACGAAGACGCCCUAAACUGGGAUCUUUACCGCCUUAGUCUGGCGCGAAUGAGAUUCCUACAGACUCACUCCACCCACUGGCGAGCCACAUGCAGCUACCCGACCCACGGCAUCGACUUCAAAGAUUACCUCCGUGGAAAUUUCAAGGACUUUAACAUCUUUGAUUUCGUUGGAGAACGACAGUGCAAGAAAGUGGAAGACGUCAACAUCCGGGGACACGUGGGUACGGAUCUGACGGCGCUUUUCUGGCAGAAGCUAAAUACAUGGACAUUGCAUAUCGACAGUACCCACACCCACUGUUGGUUCAAGACGGCGACAUCUGGUGCGGCGUCAAGUGAAGACAACUUUGGCUGGUAUGGAGACGGCCUCAGGGAGACCAGUCCUCUACCCAGUGGUGGUUUGGAGCUCACCUUUAAUCUGUUACGGGCACAACAGUCUUUCAGUGGGCCAAAGAAUUGUAACAAAGUACCCUGUAGUGUUUUAGAGGUCUUGAAUAAAAAUGUCUUCGCACACUAA